AUGGAGAACAACGGAUCCGAUUGGAAGAUAGAUCAGGUGGCCAUGUGGCUCGGCUCCACCGUCUCUUCCGCCUUCUUCUCCUCCUUGGAGCGCUUUUCCUGCGUCAACCUCGCCACCUCCGACCCCGACAACGACGAAGACGACGACGAUUACUACUCCACCACCAGCGCCACUCCCACCGCGGCAUCCAUCGCUGCCAACAGCACCGCCGAUCCUCCCUCCGUCCCGGUCAACGCCGAAAAAGCAAACGACGUCUCUAACCUCCCCGUUUGA
Messenger RNA from Sphenostylis stenocarpa, 273 nucleotides. Lineage: Eukaryota; Viridiplantae; Streptophyta; Magnoliopsida; Fabales; Fabaceae. The record is from the annotation of a GenBank genome assembly.